CCCCAACUAAGAACCUCAUCUGAAACUUCCUCUUUCUAUCUGCAUGUCUGCUAUAUAUGGUUAUACCAUACUCAAUCCUCAGCACUCUUACUCUCUCUGUUUGCUUUGAUUUGAGUUUUGAUACUACACUUCUCGGUUCUUCUCCACCAUGGAAAAAGAUGCUUCAGCACUGCACUUCAUCCACCAACAUCUCCUCAGCGACUUUGAAUCUCUGGAAAGCUUCUUCGUUGAUGUAAAUGAAUUGUCACAAACUUCAGGCCCUGAAUCAAGUGUUUCCACCACAGAUGUUGAGGUUUCUGAUUACUUCGAAGUACAUGACAACGAAUGCUCUACCUCUACUUCAUCUGGGUUGUUCCAGUUUGAAACCAAAUCCCCAAAACUUUCCAAAUUAAGUCAUCGGCGACCUUCACUGUGCAUCUCAGUUCCUCCGCCUCCGAUUCCUCAGCACCCGGCGGAGUCCGAUUCCGGCGAUGCCAGUCAUUACAGAGGUGUGCGACGACGACCAUGGGGGAAAUUCGCGGCGGAGAUUAGAGACCCAAAUCGGAGAGGAUCAAGGGUAUGGCUGGGGACAUUCGAGACAGCCAUUGAAGCAGCUAGAGCUUAUGAUCGAGCUGCUUUCAAGAUGCGUGGCUCCAAAGCUAUCCUUAAUUUCCCUCUUGAAGCUGGGAAUUUUUCGUGCUCUGACCCGACGGUGAUAUCCGGCCGGAAAAGGCAGAGAGAGUGCGAGAGUGGAGAGAGAGAGCAAGCAGAGACUAAAGUUUUAAAGCAAGAGGAGCAGCUGCCGGAUUCUGACUGCAAUCUAGCGGCGGCCAGUGUUUUUGGGAUCAGUCCGUUAACGCCGUCAAGUUGGAGGACCAUUUGGGAGGGGAAAGCCACGGACGGAAUAUUCAAUUUGCCACCGUUGACGCCGUUAUCACCCCAUCCUUGGAUUGGAUAUUCUCAGCUUAUAGUCUGAAUGACAGCAGUCAUUUUCAUUGUAAAUAACCGAAGACAUUUUCAUAUAUGUUAUAUUAUAUUACCAUAUUUAAUGUUAAUUUUUUUUAUAAGAAUUUUAUUUUAAAA
Molecule: messenger RNA, 1062 nt
Organism: Vitis riparia (riverbank grape)
Lineage: Eukaryota; Viridiplantae; Streptophyta; Magnoliopsida; Vitales; Vitaceae
Product: ethylene-responsive transcription factor 5-like
Exons: 2
Coding region: 149-955 (268 amino acids)
Biological process (GO): ethylene-activated signaling pathway; regulation of DNA-templated transcription
Molecular function (GO): DNA binding; DNA-binding transcription factor activity
Source: RefSeq, a predicted model, not a curated record